This is a messenger RNA of Nyctereutes procyonoides (raccoon dog), 4260 nucleotides long. Its product is annotated as nuclear pore-associated protein 1-like. The coding region runs from base 1 to 4260 and encodes 1419 amino acids. Gene Ontology annotation, biological process: endothelial cell migration. NCBI's taxonomy places the organism in Eukaryota, Metazoa, Chordata, Mammalia, Carnivora, Canidae. The record is from RefSeq and is a predicted model, not a curated record. Gene Ontology annotation, cellular component: extracellular exosome; cytoplasm. The transcript has 6 exons.
AUGCAGUCGGGGUUUGCGGGCUCUCCUGUUGGCACCACUGUCAACAAGCAGACGGCCUUCGGUAACCAGCCAGGUAUUCUCCACACUCCUCAUUUUACCACGACUGGCUUUGGAGGUCCCAGUGGGAUCCCUAGCACUGGGAACACUAGCCCACAAGUUACAGCUACUCCUACAGGCCCACAGACCUUGGUGGGGCCUGCCGUCCUCAAUGGCCCACCACUGAUGGCUACUACGACAAGCUCACAGACGUUUGUGGGACCUGCAAUCCCCAUGGAUGGGCUUAAUGUGCCCAUGCCAGGUUCCAUUCGCUCACAGGCCUCUGGAGCAUUCAACGUUGGAGCUGGACUGAAGGGGACAUCCAGCACCCCUUCCGCUCGUCCUCUUGGUCAGAUAGCCUCCAGUCCAUCGCAUGGAAGUCCAGCUGCUGCUACAGGAAGGGCAAGUACUGUCCCAGUAAUGGGACAUGCUUCUAGUGCCACUUUCCAUCCAGACACCUGGGGCCCACUUGCCCAAAUCACAGGUGGUACUGUGAUGGGAAACAGCACCAUUCCCCCUGUUGGAGGCGCUAGUGCGCCCACUGCCAAUACGUGUCCCCAAGGGUCACUGGGACGAACAAAAUCCGGGGAAGGAACCCCCCCAAGCCACAGCACUUCUCCGUGUGGAAACGCCACCACCACAAAGGUCUGUGUGUCAAAGGUCGUGCGUGUUUCCCUCUUACAGAGCACCAGGGCCUUGCCUGGCCACACGACCUCACUUUUAGUUGCAAGAAGCAGCACCGAGAUCUCAGUGCUGCGAUGCACUUCUAGUUCUACCUUGCCGCCAGGCACCGGGGCCUUCAGGCCUCUCAGAGCGUUUCUUCGCCCUCCCCGCCGCCGGCCCCUGCCCGGCCGCGGUCGCCCGCUGCUCACCCCUGCCUGGGACACCGCCCAUCCUGGCCGCGACCACCCCGCCGUUCCUGCACCUGCCCCCUGCUCUGGGCGCAGGCCAUUCCUCCGGGAUCGCAGGCCCCCACCAGCUCGCUGCCACGUGGAGCCCAGGAGGCGGUACCCGCUCCCCCAGGCCGCGUGCCCCCCUCUGGGCCUCCUCGCCGUGGUGAACUGGAGGAACCCUCCGGGUCAACCUGUGCUGGCUGCGCGCAGUUCCCUGGGGUGCGGGCCCUCGAGGACUGUGAGGAUCCCUGCUCUGGGGCGCAGGUUCCGGCUCCUGCAUUCCCUACCUGCACAGGAAGCCAAGGCUGCGAGUCAGGUACCAUCCCCUCCCCUCCCCCUUUGCAGCCCACAGGGGGUGGAGGAGAAGGUCCCAGAGCACCCCGGAGAACAGACCGAGGCUCUUGGUGGGAGUGGCCGCCCCCAGAGCAGUGGGGGGACACCCCUGACAUCUGAGCCCCCGGACACCAGUGGCGUUCUCCGCCUCCACCAAGCCAGCCCUGCAACUCUGGACCGCCGUCUCGUGCCCUCCGGAGGGAGCUCGUGGGACAGCACCCAGAUGGCUCCCGUGUCCUCCUCUGAAGGCCGCGUUGCCACCUCUUCAUGUGGCCCCGUGGGAGAUGCCCUCGCGAAGGCCGACAGGGAUGCGGCAGUGCUCUGGGGCCCAACCGCAUGCCGCCCCUUGCCGCAGGAGACGUGCACACAGGCGGCGGUGGCUGAAGACCAUCAGCCUGGGCAGAGCACGCGGGCCGGAGCGAGGAAGGACACGCAGGCUGAGAAGCCCUCGGGCGUGUCGCCACGGAGCCCUCUCCCACCAGCACCUGCCAGCAGGAGGCAGAACAAGAGGAAAAUGGCCAUGCCCCUCUGUCUGCCAUUGCCGCCACCACUACCGCUGCUGUGGGAUCGAGGGGACUUGCCCGCACCCCCGAAGCUUCCUUGCGUGGCUCUUGACAAGGACCCAGGCACCUUGCCGAACACCGAGUGUCCCAGGAACACGACCUUGAAGGACAGAACAAAGACCUUGGCAGACUGCAGGGCCGCUCAGCCUGCCCCCUCCUCCCCCCCACUGGCCUCGGAGACUGCAGGCUCCCCGCCCCUGGCCGCUCACGCUGCCCACGGCCCUGUUCCUCCCACCGACUUGGCUGGCCCUUCUGCCAGGCCCCCGAUCCUCUCUGUCCCGCCGUCGUCCCCAACACGACAUGCUGGUCGGGAAACAGGACAUGGAGUUCCUGAAUCUCCUCCCCUGGCUGUUCCCGCCGAUUCUCUUCCUCCCCUUCCUUCCAGUCCCAUUAGGGAAACUCCACUUGGCGGAGGUCCUCCUCCCCCAGGCAGGGCUACGACACCCACCUCUGACCGCCCCACACCUUCCAACACCUCAACCUCCUUACACCCACCCUCCUGCACAAAAGAAUCCCCAACCCCCAUGUGUGUAGACUCUCCCCCUCUCUUCCUGACAGCCCCUCUCCCAGGCCACUCCACACAUAGCUCUGUCGUUGCAGUCCAGCCCGGCACCUCUAAACCGACUUCUUCUCCCACCGCAGCAAAGUCAUCUGCUUUGACCUCCAAGCCUAUUUCCAAUCCUGGUGUCGUGGACAUGGACACUACGUCCCCUUCCCGGGCUGUCAUCUUCAGCUCGCCCCCACACUCCGGGAUGAGCUGUCCUCCGUUUUCCCGGGGCCACUGCAGUAUGAAGCAGAGAUGCCCUGCGAAAGUUGCAGCAUCCACCAGUCUACCUACGUCGAUGGCCCCCGGCCCCACCCCACUUGCUGAUCAACUCUUCAGCCUCCACAUCACCCCUCAGCCCACACAUGGGACUCUUGCUGGGAGACAUCAAACAGCUGUUCUUCCCAGUGCUCCUAUCGCCACUGGCUUGCCCAACCUGAGUUCUGGGGCCACCACCACUCCAGUAGGCAGCACCUCUGCAAACCCCAAACCUCACUCUGACGCCGAGGCCAUGGAUACCACAUCUCCCUCCCGGGCUGUCAUCUUCCAGACCCCCCUGGGUCCCAGAAGAACCGCUUGCCACUGUACAGGGCGCUUCCUGGUUCUGUCAGCCAUCAUACAGGCCUCCGUUUGGAUGCAUCCUAACCCAGGAAUCGCCCCUCACUCUGACGCCGAGGCCAUGGAUACCACAUCUCCCUCCCGGGCUGUCAUCUUCCAGACCCCCCCUGGGUCCCAGAAGAACCGCUUGCCACUGUACAGGGCGCUUCCUGGUUCUGGCAACACACCACCCGGUAGCAGUACUGCCUUGGCCCAUGGCUCUACCAUUUUCCCUCAAAAGUCAGCCAUCAUACAGGCCUCGGUUUCGAUGCAUCCUAACCCAGGAAUCGCCCCUCACUCUGACCCCGAUGCCAUGGAUACCACAUCUCCCUCCCGGGCUGUCAUCUUCCAGACCCCCCCUGGGUCCCAGAAGAACCGCUUGCCACUGUACAGGGCGCUUCCUGGUUCUGGCAACACACCACCCGGUAGCAGUACUGCCUUGGCCCAUGGCUCUACCAUUUUCCCUCAAAAGUCAGCCAUCAUACAGGCCUCCGUUUGGAUGCAUCCUAACCCAGGAAUCGCCCCUCAAUCUGACCCCGAUGCCAUGGAUACCACAUCACCCUCCCGGGCUGUCAUCUUCCAGACCCCCCUGGGUCCCAGAAGAACCACUUGCCCCUUUACAGGGCGCUUCCUGGUUCUGGCAACACACCACCCGGUAGCAGCACUGCCUUGGCCCAUGGCUCUACCAUUUUCCCUCAAAAGCUAUCGGCCUGGCCACUCCUAUAACUCAGCCACCCGGAGGGACCACAAUGCAAUCGGGGUUUGCGGGCCUCCUUUUGGCACCACUGUCAACAAGCAGACGGCCCUUGGUACCACUGGGAUCCCUAGCACUGGGAACAGUAGCUCACCAGUUACAGGUACCACUACAGGCCCACAGACUGUCGUGGGGCCUGCAGUCCCCAGUGGCUUACCAGUCACGGCUACCACUACAGGCCCACAGACGUUUGUGGGGCUUACAGUCCUCAGUGGCUCACCACUCAGGGAUACCACUGCAGCCCCUCAGACCUUUGUGGGGCCUGCACUCCCCAGGGCAUCACUACUCCUGACUACCAGCACAGGCCCACAGAUGAUUGUGGGGCCUAUAGUCCUUAGUGGCUCACCACUCACGGCUACCACCACAGGCCCUCAGACCUUCGUGGGGCUAGCAGUCCCAGUGGCUUAUCAGUCACGGCCACCACUACAGGCCCACAGACCUUUGUGGGACCUGCAAUCCCCAUGGAUGGGCUUAAUGUGCCCAUGCCAGAUUCCAUUCGCUCACAGGCGUCAGGAGCAUUCAACGUUGGAGCUGGACUGA